CUCUCUGGGCAGGGUCCCCUCCGCUCUGGUAUCUCGCAGCCUCGGGACGCAGCGAGAGAAGUGACAGGAGGUGAGAACGGAAAUUGCAAGAAGUCAACUUUUCAGCCGCAGCCGCUUGGUGACAGCGCAGAAGGGUGUCAGAAGUUUUCUCGCCGCGGCUGAGCCCGGUCUCCUCCUGCGAUAGAGGAAAUGGAGGGGAAAUCCACAGAAAGCGGCGCCGCCGAAGAGUCCGCGCCGCCAUCGGUCGCCAGGCUCGCUGGCUUAUUUGGUGACACCUUAAACAGUCCAAGGAAAGAGGUUCCACCACAGAAGCCCACCAGAAGGAAACCGCCAUGUUCUCUGCCUCUGCCUAAAGUCGAGGUCGUCAAUAAUGGGGAUGAGAAGUUGUCACCUCCACAGUCCCAGGUGCCUAAGGUCAAGGUGAAGAGCUCCCCCCUUAUCGAGAAACUUCAGGCUAACUUGGCCUUCGCUCCUGCGUCGCUUCUCCCAGGGACGUCCCCAAAAAGCCCCGGAUUAAAAGCCAUGGCCUCCCCAUGGAGCACGCCCCCGUCCACCCCCACCAGCCCCGGGCUCCAGCCACAUUCCAGUAGUGCAGAAGAAUCGCCGGUCAGUUUCGAACAACCACCAGAGGGCGCUCCCCUCCAAAGCUACACUAAGAUCCGCACGAGAGGCUCCAUAAAGCGGAGACCCCCCAGCCGAAAAUUCAGAAAAUCCCAAUCCGAUAUGGACUUUGACAUCGAAACGGCCAACGCCACUGCUAAAGAGAACGGAGAUAAAACGGACAACGAGGCCGACGCUGCUCAGAGCGAAAAGACUGAUGGAGACGCAUCCCCGGCGGCGGAGAAUUCACCAAAUGAGUCAGCGAACAAGACAUCGGAGAGCCAAGAAAGUGUCCAGCCGAACCCUGACAAACAGGAGGAGGCGAGCCCAGAUGAAGGGGAGAAAUCCGACAAAGAAGAGGAAAAAACGGGUGCUAGCGAGACAGAGAAACCGGAUACAGAACAGGAGACGCUGGUCAUAGAGGAGAAGAGCGAAGAUCCUGGAGAGGGGGCGGACAAGGAAGAGAGUCAUGAGCAAAACAAGUCAGACGAGGAUGAUAAACCUGAAAAGUGAACCAAAAAUAAAAAAACGAACAACAGAAAACCACAGGCCUUGACCGGCGUACUGGGAACAGCCGCCAUGUUUGCGCACAGAAGAUCCACAGAUCUGACCCCGUAUGGCGUCCCAACCUUGCAGCAUCAUGUCCGACAUCGGCGCAACCUGGAGAAAUCCUAAAGUUACAUAAGAACCGUAACAAUUUUGUCAACGUGCAGGGUAACAAGUCAACACGCUAUGUAUAUAUGUGAGAUAUAUAUAUAUAUAUUAUUGUACAGGACCCGGGGGGGUUUAUAGCUGUCAUGAAACUAUCAGUCCCAGCAGGUCCUGACAGGUGAAUGCUGGGAGGUGUAGUUUUCUAUUUUCGAGCAGUAUUAGAUUCCAUAUUGUUAUAUUUAUGGCGUUGUGGAUGUUUAUAGAUAUUUUACGUAUAAAUUAUAUAAUGUGCCUAACUGGUUAAUCAGGGCUUCCUUAUCAUAAAAAGAUGAAAAAAUUAUCUGAGUCAUGUGACCUCCAUUUCUGACCCAACAAGUGCUUUACACUCACACUCCUAUACGUCUAUACCCCUUCCUGCUGUAUCCUAUAAGAAAGCUCCGCCCUAUAAGGGGUACUCCGCCCCUAAACAUCUUAUCCCCUAUCCAAAGAUGUCUGAUGGGACCCUCGGAAUUUUGGCUGCAGCACCCCAGACAUCCGGUGCACAGAGUGAACUUCGCUUUGUGCUGGAUGUCUGGUGAU
Messenger RNA from Hyla sarda, 1830 nucleotides. RefSeq names its product RCSD domain containing 1 (gene RCSD1). Gene Ontology annotation, cellular component: WASH complex; early endosome. Bases 190 to 1113 code for a protein of 307 amino acids. The transcript is spliced from 7 exons. The record is from RefSeq and is a predicted model, not a curated record. Gene Ontology annotation, molecular function: actin filament binding; phosphatidylinositol phosphate binding; retromer complex binding. NCBI's taxonomy places the organism in Eukaryota, Metazoa, Chordata, Amphibia, Anura, Hylidae. Gene Ontology annotation, biological process: skeletal muscle contraction; protein localization to endosome; retrograde transport, endosome to Golgi.